AUGACUCGAUCGUCCAGACCCUCUCUCGCACCUUCUUCGACAUCAUCGCAUCAAUCUCGCGCACGCACACCUCUGGGUGAUAGACAGGUAGGCAACACACCGACUCCGCCACCUGAACCUGCACUCAAAGGGAAAGCUCCCAUUCGAGAGAAUACUACUGUACUGCCAGAGGACGACGUGAAAGCUAAGACGGCGAUAAGAACAGAGAGAAUCGUCUCCGCGCCUGUAUCUACGAUACCUAAACAACCUAGAAAAUCGAGUUCUACUGCUCGAUCUACUAGUGGACCUGUACCUUUACCUGUUAAUCCCAAUGUGCAUAGAUUGCGAAACGAGAAUCAGACGAGCGCAGGUUUAAGGAGUGCUACACCCAUGAUCAUAGAGGAAGAUGAAGAAGCCGUUCAGAGUGAAUCUGGUGAGAAGCAAUCCGCAAGAUCUUCAGUUAGUCAACAGAAUCCACCGAAUGAUCCACCGAAUGAACGAUCGGCCCCUCCUUGUAUCAUGUCACAGCUAAAGAAAACAGAGGAAUAUCUUCAUGAGCCAAGUAUACACCUAGAUUGGGCAUUAUACCCUCCACGAGAAAGGGCAAAAGAGAGGGAAGUGAUAUUGACGGAUAAUGAGAUGAUCGAAGAGCUCAAGAGGGAGUUGAGGGAUCUGAAGUUGGACAUGUUAAGGAUGAGCAGGGGGUUAAGGAACGAAAUUCGACAAGCGACUAAACCGCUUUUGAAGGAGUUGGAGGAGAAUAAAGAGGUUAUGGAGAGGCAGAGGAGGGAGAUUGAGAGGUUACGGAGAGGGUAUUAG
Molecule: messenger RNA, 798 nt
Organism: Kwoniella mangroviensis CBS 8507
Lineage: Eukaryota; Fungi; Basidiomycota; Tremellomycetes; Tremellales; Cryptococcaceae
Exons: 3
Coding region: 1-798 (265 amino acids)
Source: RefSeq, a predicted model, not a curated record